Molecule: messenger RNA, 1938 nt
Organism: Leguminivora glycinivorella
Lineage: Eukaryota; Metazoa; Arthropoda; Insecta; Lepidoptera; Tortricidae
Gene: nst
Product: phosphoacetylglucosamine mutase
Exons: 13
Coding region: 112-1614 (500 amino acids)
Biological process (GO): carbohydrate metabolic process; UDP-N-acetylglucosamine biosynthetic process
Molecular function (GO): phosphoacetylglucosamine mutase activity
Source: RefSeq, a predicted model, not a curated record
UGCUUUUGCUUGACGUUUUGCAGCGGGAAUGUAGAAAGAAAUCUCGUUUGUGAUUAAAAGUGAUUGUAAGUGUGCGAUACGCGGCCUUAUAAAUAAAAAUCUGCUAUCACGAUGCCGCCGAGUAGCUUGCGAGUGGUCUACGCGUUCGCCAGGGAAAUGCAUCCGAAAACGACCGAUGUCUUUAUCGAGUAUGGCACGGCUGGAUUCCGCACAAAAGCCAGCCUACUGGAACAUGUGGUGUACCGCAUGGGUUUGCUCGCUGUUAUCCGCUCAAGAGUCAAAAAUGGUCGCACAAUAGGUAUAAUGAUCACAGCCUCCCAUAACCUGGAGCCUGACAAUGGAGUGAAACUCAUUGACCCCGAGGGAGAAAUGCUGGAACAGAGCUGGGAGGAAAUCGCCACGAGGCUCGCCAAUGUUAGUGACAAUGAUUUGGAAGCGACGACGGUGGAGGUGAUCAAGCAAGUGAACGCUGAUAUGGGACUGAAGGCCAGUGUCUUCAUCGGAAUGGACACAAGAUACACAAGUCCCCGAUUAGCAGCAGCCGCAGUACAUGGAGUGAUGGCAUUAAAAGGCACCGCUAAAGAGUUCGGCAUAGUCACCACUCCCAUCCUCCACUAUUGCGUUCGUUGCAGAAACGAUAACACUUACGGAACUCCUACCGAAGAAGGUAAAAAAUAUGGACCGUACUCUCUUGUCAGUACACCAGGUGAACGAGGUCAGUUGAAUUUGAAUUGCGGCGCAGACUUCGUGAAGGUGUCACAAAAGCCUCCGGUGGGAGUCGAACACGCGCCCUUCCAACGAGUCGCAUCCUUGGACGGCGAUGGCGACCGGCUCGUCUACUACUAUCUCGAUGACAACAACAAAAUGCACCUACUGGACGGCGAUAAAAUCGCAACCCUACUAGCGAGUUACGUCACGCAACUGCUAAAGGCGUGUGAAGCGACAGAUUUGAAACUAGGUCUGGUACAGACCGCAUACGCCAAUGGAGCGUCCACAAAAUACAUUACUGAAGAUCUGAAAGUACCAGUCUCAUGUGUGAAGACAGGUGUAAAGCACCUUCACCACGCAGCGCAGUCUUACGACAUCGGAGUAUACUUCGAAGCCAAUGGACACGGCACGGUACUGUACAGCGAUAAGGCUAAGACUACGAUACGACGCAUCGCGCAAGAAGGUGAACCCGAACAGCGAAAAGCGGCACAACUACUACUAAACUUCAUCGACAUGACUAACGAAACGGUUGGCGACGCCAUUUCUGACCUCUUCCUAGUGGAGACAGUCCUGUGUGCGAGAGGACAGAACGUCAAAGAGUGGAUGGAGGCUUAUACAGACCUCCCGUGCAGGCAACUGAAGGUCACAGUACAGGACCGCAACGCGAUAUCAACAGCUGACGCCGAGCGGCGCUGCACGGCGCCCGAAGGUCUCCAAAGCAGAAUCGAUGAAUUGGUGGCUACUUACAAGAGUGGCAGAUCCUUCGUACGGCCAUCCGGCACUGAAGACGUGGUUAGGGUAUAUGCUGAGGCGGAUACACAAGAGAACGCGGAUAAACUAGCAGCUCAAGUGUCACAGGCAGUUUUCGACCUAGCCGGCGGUGUAGGUGAUAGACCCGUCGCUUAAACAGGCAUUACAUACAUACACUCCAUACAUCGGCAGCUUAUAUACUUCAAAAGGUCUUUAUUUCAAGAAGAUAAACGACCUUGAUGUUAUAAGAACAAAAAUUAUUUAUUAUUAAAUUAAAGGAAAUAUGGAAAAAUUCACACCUUCGGCAGGACUCGAACUUGCGAUCUACUAGAUUGCCGGUCCAGCUGCUCCAACCAACUGAGCCACGGAGGCCUGCUGGAUGUGUGCGAAUUUUUCCAUGCCUUCCCUCAGUCUAAAACUCAAAUGGCGUGAAGUGGCGCAGGAUAGGGCACAGUGGCGAUCUCUUGUCGGAGGCCAAGA